GGAUAAAGACGCUUACAGUCCAGGUUUACCUGAAUAAUUUUUCAGGCGGCAUCUCAACUCGUAUCGAAAAAAAGAGACAGGCGACUGAGGGAAUAGAGAUUAAUCACGGUCUAAAACCACACCAAGAAAUAAAGAAAGAGAGUAAAGAUAGGCUUUGGUGUGUGGUUUCCAACCCCAAACAACCUCGUUCCGCACCACCAAGCUAGGUCAGGGAGGUCCCCACGAUGGCACCUCAGGACACUGCAUCCGGGGCGAGAGAGGAAGCUCCUCCUCGACGACUGAAUAUUAAGAUCAACAACAAGUAUUACAGAAUUAGACCAGAAAUUCCUAAGACUAUGCCCCUGAUAGACUUCCUGAGAGAGCAAGUAAGGCUGCCAGGAACAAAAGUCCUGUGCAGGGAAGGAGGCUGCGGCGUCUGCACAGUUGUGGCCACUGCACCUGACCCCGAGCACGAGGGAGCCUAUAAGACCUUCAGUGUUAAUGCGUGUCAGCUUCUGGUUUACGCCUGUGCCGGCUGGUCCAUUGAGACGGUGGAAUACCUAGGGAACCGCUACGAUGGGUACCACACGCUUCAGAAAGCUCUCACGGGCUUUUACGGAACUCAGUGUGGUUACUGUUCCCCGGGAAUGGUCAUGACGAUGUAUGGACAGUUGAAAUCUUCAGGGUCGCUCACCGCAGCCCAAGUGGAGGAGUCCUUGGACGGGAACCUCUGCCGAUGCACUGGCUAUCGCCCCAUACUAGAUGCCUUUAAGUCCCUUGCUGUGGACGGAGACCAGUGCCUCAAGGACAAACUUGUCGAUAUUGAGGAAGCAAACAAGGCAAAAUGUCCCAAGACCGGCAACGUCUGUAAGGGCAAGUGUGGGUCCAGCAAAGAGGAAAACGAAUCAAGCUGUAAAAACAAACAACAAGACCACAGUGAUGCCGACCCCAUAGGAGAGGAAGUUGAACUGACGGAUGGUGAAAUCCAGUGGUAUAGACCUCUCACUCUUGUGGGAAUAAAAAAUGCCUUAAAGAAAAUCAAACAAGACGAAAAGUAUUGUAUUGUAGUUGGCAACACUGGACAGGGUGUGUACAAAGAGGAUGGCCCCUAUACAACAUACAUCAGCACAAAUGCAGUGAAGGCAUUAUAUAAUGUCACAAUCGGGGAGCCACUUAUCCUUGGAGCUAAUGUUACCCUCAGUCGCGCUAUUGAGGUAUUCCAGCACGUUGCCAACACGUAUCCUAACUACAGGUACUUGGACACUCUUGUACGCCACUGGAAGCUUGUGGCAAAUGUGUCAGUGCGGAAUACAGGAAGCUGGGCAGGGAACCUCAUGCUAAAGCACAAGCACCCUGAAUUUCCAUCUGAUAUCUUCCUAACACUGCUAGCUGUUGAUGCCCAGUUGACGCUGAUUGAUGCCGACACAACCGACACAACACAGGUGGAUCUUGAGACUUUCUUGAGAACAGAUAUGUCAAGGCGUCUCAUCACUUCCGUAACUUUACCACCUAUGGCUCAGGGCAUGCAGUUCCAUACAUAUAAGAUCACCCCAAGGACUGUAAAUGCACAUGCAUACGUUAAUGCGUGUUUCAAAAUAAAGGUCAAUCCAGAUGAUGGGUUUAAGGUUACUGAGACUCCCACAAUAGUGUAUGGAGGAAUACAUCCUGAUUUUAUUCAUGCAAAGCAGACUGAGUCGUUCUUGACAGGUCGCAGUUUAAUGGAGGUCCCAACAGUUAUAAAAGCUGCGAAAGUCUUGGGUAAAGAGGUAAAGCCUGACGCUAAGCCGCAAGACGCAUCGCCCCAAUACAGGAGAUCUUUGGCCCAGAACCUUUUGUAUAAGACAGUUGUCUCAAUCCUCGGCGACAAAGUAAGCAGUGAGAUAACCAGUGCUGGCACUUUGCUUGAGAGACCCUUGUCAUCUGGCCAGCAAGAAUUUGACAUGAAUAGGGAGAUGUGGCCUGUUGGCAAGGCUAUACCCAAGGUGGAAUCUGCCACUCAGAUAUCGGGAGAGGCUGUGUACCUCGACGACAUACCUGCAAUCCCUGGGGAAUUGCAUGGUGCUUUUGUGCAGACAAAAUACGCAAAAGCCAAGCUGAAAUCAACUAAUGCAUCUCAGGCCUUGGCAGUGCCCGGUGUUGUUGCUUUUAUUGCUGCGAAGGAUAUUCCUGGAAGAAACACAUUUUACUCAGGAGGAGUAACCGACCCUGUUUUCGUGGAGGAGCAAGUGAAUUACGCAGGCCAGGCAAUAGGUCUCAUUGUAGCCAAGGAUCGUGAAACUGCUGUCAGUGCGGCCAAACUCGUCACAGUUGAAUAUGAAGCUAUUGAGAAGCCUGCACUCACGAUUGACGAAGCCUUGGAGCAAGGGCGAGAUGAACUUGCGGUCAACUUCAUGACGGGGAAGCGUGAAGCACAUAUAUUUGGGGAUGUCGAGGAGGGCUUUAAGAAAGCUAAGAACCAGCUGGAAGGGGAGCUGCAUCAGGGAAGUCAGUUCCACCUGACUAUGGAGGCAAUUGCUGCCCGCGUCGUCCCAACUGAAGAUGGGUAUGAUGUGUUUAGCACAACACAGUGGCCAACGCAGACCCAGUCAACAGUGGCAGAGGUGUUGGAUAUCCCUGCACAUAGCAUAAAUGUAUCAGUAAGGCGCAUUGGUGGGGGAUAUGGUGGCAAAAUUACCCGACAGCAUGUCGUGUCAUCAGCGGCAGCUGUAGCAUCACGGAAACUAAGAAGUCCUGUGAGGAUUGUUGUUGACCUCAAUACACACAUGAGUCUUGUGGGGUGGCGAGAGCCCUACCUCUCAAAGUACGAGGUUGGUUUUGACGAUGAUGGCAAGUUCCAGGCCCUGAAAGUCACCAUGAUCUCGGAUGCAGGCCAUGCGCCCAACGAGUCCUCAGUGGGAUUCCUCGGAGGACCUGUCCAGAAUGGUUACCAUAUCCCCGCUCUGCUUUUCAGGCCAGUCAUUGUUCGGACAGAUACAGCUGCCAACACCUGGUGUCGAACCCCAGGUACUGUUGAGGCCCUGGCAACCAUUGAGAACAUUAUAGAGCACAUCGCCAACUAUCUCAAAAAAGACCCUAUGGAGGUGCGUCUUGUGAACAUGGUUGAGCCUGAAGUGCCACGCUACAUGGCACCCCCUCUUGAGAAGAAUGUGAUCAAGGAUGACAUACUGCCAUUGCUCAAGCAGAAGGCCAUGUAUGAACAAAGGAAGGAGGAGGUGGAGGCCUUCAAUAAGGCAAAUCGCUGGAAGAAGAGAGGCCUGUCGAUCGUGCCCCUUUGGUACGGUUACAACUACCCUUCAAUGUUUCGAUACGGAAUCCAGGUCUCCAUCUAUGAGCAUGAUGGUACAGUAGCGGUGACACAUGGUGGCAUUGAGAUGGGACAAGGUAUCAAUACCAAGGUGGCUCAGGUAGCAGCACACGCUUUGGACAUUCCUAUUGAAAAGGUGAUCAUCAAAGCUUCUGAUACAACUGUUGGUGCGAACUCAAUUGUAACAGGAGGGUCUUUUGGAACGGACAUUUGCUGUCAUGGCACAAAGAUAGCCUGCGAAGCUCUCCGUAAGAGGAUAGAUGCAAUCAAGGGCGAGGAGUUGGAGAAAGAUUCGGAGAAAGAGAUGUCUUGGGAGCAGCUCAUCAAGAUAUGUCACCUUAGGGAUGUGGACUUGUGCGAACGCUAUUGGACUGCUGGAAAGGAACAUCCCCGGCGCUAUGACAUAUGGGCUGCCUGUUGCCUCGAAGUUGAAAUUGACGUCCUCACUGGACAAUACCUGCUCCGUCGUGCUGACAUCGUUGAGGACUGCGGGAAAAGCAUGAAUCCUUUUGUAGACAUCGGACAAGUGGAGGGAGCCUUUAUCAUGGGUGUUGGUCUCUACACUUCCGAGUUGGUGAAGUUCGACUUGGAAACGGGUGUAAAGCUCUCUAAUGGAACGUGGGAAUACAAGCCACCAACAGCACUGGAUAUUCCUGUUGACAUGAGGGUGACUCUCCUGCCUAAUGCUUCAAACCCGUAUGGUGUCUUGAACUCCAAAGCCACCGGAGAGCCAGCUCUCUGCUUCUCAUAUGUAGUAGUCACUGCCCUCCGUCAUGCCAUUGCGGCCUUCAGAGCUGAGAAUGGAAAUGAAGACUGGUUUGAAAUGCACACACCACUGACAGUGGAGAAGGUCCAACAGCUGUGCGGUGUUCGACCAGAGCAGUUCCGGCUCUCCAAGAGCGAUGGGGAUACCUGUCCCGAAGACUUCCAGAUGGUUGACAAAGAUGAUGUUCCAGUUAAAGUGGGAAAUGAUGAGGACAGUGCAUCUUGUUCCAUGAAUUGAGGAGGGUCAGAAAAGAUAUGGAAGGGAGAAAGGAAGGGAAGGUGGUUGUGGGGAGUCAACUUUACUUUGAUUUUCAUAAUCAGUUGUUACUCAAGGUUGUUGUAGUUAGUGUUCUUGAAUAUUAUGACUUUGGUGUGAACGCACACAAUCAUGUUGGUUAUAUGUCUUAGAUUUAGAAUAAUGAUAAUAUAUAUAAAAAGGGCCUUACCCCAGAUAGUAGCAUAGAAUAUAUUAAGAAUGCUGUUUUGAUGAAGUUCAACAGAAAAAUUCCAUACACAAGGGAAAUAAACACACACACACACUAUCAUUUUUUUUUUUUUUUUUUUUUUUCACAAGUAAUGUACAGUCAUUGUUUUAAGCAGCAAUAGAUAAUAUCCAGCAACAGAAUGGAAGUCCCAGUAACUAUUUAUGAUGUUUAAUGUAAAAGGAAGGACUAUGCAAGAGAUAAGAUAUUGAUUAUACCUGUAUUUGAUGCAUGUUUCUUAAUAUUUUCAAGUUAUAUUUUAUUCUUUGAUUUUGUGUUCUAAAAAAGAUGUGGAAAUAAAGGAUAUGCUCUUUGAGGUAGAACACUAUAUGAUUUUAGUUAUGAUUAGUGAAAUCAUUGAAGUAACUGAAAUGUAUUUAUCAAUAAUGUUUGGUGCAUAUGAGAUUAUAUAUUUCUUAUUAUUUA
Messenger RNA from Penaeus chinensis, 4956 nucleotides. RefSeq names its product indole-3-acetaldehyde oxidase-like. Bases 225 to 4286 code for a protein of 1353 amino acids. Lineage: Eukaryota; Metazoa; Arthropoda; Malacostraca; Decapoda; Penaeidae. The record is from RefSeq and is a predicted model, not a curated record. Gene Ontology annotation, molecular function: iron ion binding; oxidoreductase activity; 2 iron, 2 sulfur cluster binding. The transcript has 28 exons.